UCAUUUUGGCUACAGUAGAUUUCUGUGAGACGGACAGCAGCGGCGAAGCAGGAAGGGAGAGAGACCGCUGGCUUAAAAAAAAUAGAAAGCAUUUAAACAAUGAAACCGUCGAUGAAUUUCACUACAGCUAAUGAGUAAAACGAAUCAGGCUAUUUAUAUCGUUAAUUCAAUGACGUAACGUUGUUCGGUUAAAGCCUGAGGGUAGCAGCCUGCUAGCUGAGAGAAGGGCUGUGUCAUUGAGGAGACAGGACACGUCAAGACGAGGAAGAAAAAUCUAGGAAGCUGUCGCCAAGUCAGGCUCGGGGAAGAUACAAAAGAGCUGUUCGACUAAGUAUUGACAUAAAUCAAAUUGUCAUCAAACAAGCACAGAAUAGUCUGCGGUUGUCGCAUUGGAGAGGAUCCUCUUACAGCCAUCGCCUCGGAUCAAGGGUAGGCAGUAAGGAUAAGAAUACCGUGUGGCAGUCUUGACUGGAAAACAUAAAUGGGGGAUUACGGGUUUGGAGUCUUGGUACAAAACAAUACUGGCAACAAGUCCGCUUUCCCUGUACGAAUUCACCCACAUUUGCAACCUCCUCACCAUCACCAAAACGUAACACCGAGCCCUGCUGCUUUUAUAAACAGCAACACAGCUGGAAAUGGAAGCACCGCUGGGUCACCCUGGCUGUUCCCAGCGGCCACAGCCCAUAACAACAUGCAAGAUGAUAUGGGCAGUGACAAGCCCAAAGUCCAGCAGCAGGAGCUGCAAGAGACGCAAGAGAAGCAGCAGCUCUCCCCAGUGCACCAAGAGGGUGGCAUCAUUUCAGAGCUUGAGAAAGCUCGCUCCGAAGAGAGCAAACCCGAGAAUGGCACAUCUGAGGGCACCAAUGGCAAGGAGAAGCUGCGCCUCGAGUCCCCUGUCCUGUCACCAUUUGACUAUCAGGAACCAUCUGGUCUGGGCACAGCUGUCCAGUCCAGUACUUCCUCGUCCUCCUUAACCAGCUUUAACAACUGGUCCGCUGCCAUUGCUCCAACCCCAUCAGCAAUUGUAAAUGAGGAUGUGGGUUUUUUCACCCCGGCCAGCAAUGGUCCAUUGCUAUUCCAGAACUUUUCACACCACGUAGGCCCAGGUUUUGGCGGCAGCUUCUCUCCUCAGAUUGGUGCUGUCUCUCAGCACCAUGCUCCUCCACCCCACCCGCACUUCCAGCACCAGCAGCAUCGCCAUUCCCCAGCCAGCCCUCAUAACCCUCCACCUUUCCCCCAUCGUGGUGCCACCUUUGGUCAACUUCCUCAUCUCUCCAGUGGCCUAAACAAACCACCCUCUCCCUGGGGUGCAUACCCGAGCCCCUCACCCUCACCCUCUUCAGCAUCCUGGAGUCCAGGCGGUGGUGCGUAUGGCUCCGGCACUGGCUGGGGAGGAUCUCGGGGUGCUGACUUCCGUCGUGGUUUAAAUGGUGCCGUGACUCCACUCAGCUCUGUCUCACCACUUAAGAAGACCUUCCCAAACAAUCACUCAGCCUCACAGAAGUACACUCGUCCUGGCACCACAUUCACCCCCAAGACCUGGAUGGAUGAGACCGUUGGCCGUAGUGACAAUGUCUUUCCCUUUCAGGAGCGUACUCGAUCAUUUGAUGGCUUCAGUAUGCACUCCCUGGAAAAUUCUCUAAUUGACAUCAUGCGGGCUGAACAGGACACCCUAAAAGGUCGUCUCGGAUUCACCCAUCCAGGAGGGGACAGCCCUUUGCCUAUAAAUGCAAGGAAUUAUGGGAGACGACGAGGUCAUUCGUCUCUCUUCCCAAUGGAAGAUGGAUUUCCAGAUGAGGAGAGGGCAGAGCAGAGCCUGCCUGGCCUGGGCUCUCCCCAUUGCUUUCCUCAUCAGAAUGGAGAGCGAGUAGAGCGUUAUUCACGCAAGGUCUUUGUGGGCGGUCUUCCUCCAGAUAUAGAUGAAGAUGAGAUUACUGCUAGUUUCCGUCGCUUUGGACAUUUGUUUGUGGACUGGCCUCACAAGGCUGAGAGCAAGUCUUACUUUCCACCAAAAGGUUAUGCAUUCCUUCUGUUCCAAGAUGAGAGUUCUGUCCAGGCUUUGAUUGAUGCCUGCAUUGAAGAAGAUGGCAAGCUUUACUUGUGUGUGUCCAGCCCCACCAUUAAAGACAAACCUGUCCAGAUACGUCCUUGGAAUCUGAAUGAUAGUGAUUUUGUGAUGGAUGGAUCUCAGCCACUGGAUCCCAGAAAGACCAUUUUUGUGGGUGGAGUGCCACGCCCUCUGCGUGCAGUGGAGCUGGCUAUGAUCAUGGACAGGCUGUAUGGUGGUGUGUGCUACGCAGGGAUUGACACAGACCCUGAGUUGAAGUACCCUAAGGGAGCAGGGAGGGUUGCCUUUUCUAAUCAGCAGAGCUACAUUGCUGCUAUCAGUGCUCGUUUUGUACAACUGCAGCAUGGAGAGAUCGAUAAACGGGUCAGUUCUGGCUCUCACCAAAACCACUCUAAAAUACUCUCCAUCCUCCCUUCAUGGAAAGAGGCAAAAUACACCGUUUUAACUAACGUGGAAGUGAAGCCAUAUGUAUUGGAUGACCAGCUGUGUGAUGAGUGCCAGGGCACACGGUGUGGAGGCAAGUUCGCUCCAUUCUUCUGCGCCAACGUCACAUGCCUCCAGUAUUACUGUGAAUACUGCUGGGCGGCCAUCCACUCGCGUGCUGGCCGAGAGUUCCACAAACCACUGGUGAAGGAGGGUGGUGACCGCCCUCGCCACAUCUCCUUCCGCUGGAACUGAGGUUACACAGGCAGGGGGUGAGAGGGACGAGGGAGAGUAGGUCAUUUUAGGCACAUUUUUCACAGAUGGGAAAACUCCUUUUUGCAAUACCUCAAUUUUUCGCAUUGUGAAAGGUAGCUUUUGUACUUUUGUUACUGAGAGAUCUGCAUAUAUGGAAAUUUUCUUUUAAGAGAAAAAAAAGUCAAGUGAUUUUAAUAUAUAUUAUUUUCAAUUAUGCUUUUUAUACAUUUCAGUGCUGAGGAAUCUUUACAACUAAGCGCACACUUGAGUUGAUGCGACUUCAGAUCUGCAGAGGAAAGAUCAAAAGUAUAUUGCUUAAGGUCUUGGAUCUUGUACACUAGAUUUUAAUGACAAUAUAUAUUAAGAAAAAAUUAAAUAGCAUGGCAAAAACAAGUUGUCAUUAAAUUAAUGUUAAUAUUCAAAAUGGUUAUCCUAGUUGGAAAUACUUGUCAUUUUGGUUUCCUCUCCAUAGCUGGAAUAUAAACUAUAAUCUAAGGAGAAUGCUAAAUUUGGCUGACUCUCGUAUCACAAGAAUGGAUGUUUGAUGUUUAGAUAUUUUACCAUUUAAAAAAAUAUAUAUAUUCUUGAACUGCCAAAUAGCUCCUAUUGUAAUCCUUAGCAUGCAUGAUGACAAAAAUAAGUACAUGAAAUAAUAUGAAAAUUAAUUGUUGUGGUUGUGCACCAGAUGUUUCUAAACUUUUUAAUUUGUUAAGGACACCCUGCACCCUCUUGUAUAUUACUCUUUUAUGCCUUCCCCAUAAUCCAGUACAUUCAGGAUGCACAGGAAAAAAGCUAAAAUUUAAGCAAAGAAAGAACUUUCAGAAUUAAAUGGAAAAAAUUAAAAUUGGCCAUGCAGAACGAGCAAUUUAUCAGACACUGUUGAAAAGACUUGAGAACUUCAUCCCUACUGUCUGUCUGAGGUAAAACCAGAAACCUAUUUGGAGGAAGGGGGAACUUUAAGACUUGAAUGUGGUAAAUGUUGCAAGUUAACUUCGAGUUGUUAUGUGCAAUACUUUUUUUGAACCUUUUUCCAGAUAAGGACUCUUUGCAAUGUAAUUCUUUAAUGCCAUUUUUAAUUGCUGACAUUUAAAAGAAGAUGUUAAUAUGUUUUUCACAGUCAUUUUCUACUGUUAUUGUAAUCCUUUUCAUGCUGGUGUUUGUAAAAAAGAACAGAAAUCAAAACUAUUUGUACUAAUAUAAAAUAAUUGAAGUUAUUUUUAAAACAUUAAAGGUUUUUGUGCUCAUUUGCUUAUUUUAUUUCAAGCUACUGUGAUUGCAUUGUAAUUAUUAGGUCAAUAAUGUAUUUAGCUGUUUAUUGGUAUAUUUUUAAUUGGAAUGUAUAAUUAAUUUUUAUAAUUUUGAUCAGAUUUUUUGUUAUAUUUUUGAGGUGAAGCUUUUAAUAUGUUAAAGUGUCUAGUUUUUACUAAUUGCUAUAUUGUGCUCCACAAUAUAUGGUUCACAUUUUCUGAAGGAAAAGAAAUAUUUAAAUAUGUCUGUUAAUGAUGUUACUUAAUGGCAAAAUUUCAAUAGUUUUUAACUGUGUAUGGGAAGGUUGUUGUAUUUAUUAAUAGCAUUUUUUUACUUAAGAUAUCACCUUAAUUUUUAUUGUCAUUUCACUUUAUAAGUUCCUAUUUUUGUAUUUUCCUUUGUAAUUAAGUUAUGUUACACAAAUGUCCAUAUUCUAGGAGUUGGUCUGUAAGUGCUAGUGAAACAAAAAGAAAAAUCUAAUGUUAUUUAAUUGUUUGCAGCCAACUAUUUAUAACAAUAUGCAUAAUUUUUAAAUAUUUGUAAUGUGAAAUGUUGAAUGAAUAAAUCUUAACUGUGACAAGGCACAA
Clarias gariepinus (North African catfish) is the source of this 4581-nucleotide messenger RNA. It is a transcript of the gene cpeb4b, whose product is annotated as cytoplasmic polyadenylation element binding protein 4b. The record is from RefSeq and is a predicted model, not a curated record. Bases 482 to 2746 code for a protein of 754 amino acids. Gene Ontology annotation, biological process: negative regulation of cytoplasmic translation. Gene Ontology annotation, molecular function: ribosome binding; mRNA 3'-UTR binding; translation factor activity, RNA binding. The transcript has 12 exons. NCBI's taxonomy places the organism in Eukaryota, Metazoa, Chordata, Actinopteri, Siluriformes, Clariidae. Gene Ontology annotation, cellular component: nucleus; synapse; cytoplasm.